AUGUCUUUCAACCAGGUCACCGCCACAUCGCUCACUCCAUCGCGCCCAGCACCGCCAGCACCAGGGCGGCGCGGCGUAGACACACCCAACUACAUCUCCAACAACUCCCUAGGCACCUCUGGCUACAGUUCGUCCUUCAAUUUCACGCCAGCAUCGCCAUCUGGGUCGUCUUAUGCGUCUGCGUACUCUGGGAUCGGUGGGUCGCCGAAUCGGGGGCUGGAGGGAAUGGGCGAUUCGAUAGUGAGGAGCGGGUCGGUGAGCUUGAAGGAGGACAGCUUUGGCAAUUGGCUCUUCCAGCGUAAGCACCUCAUCCUCAAGGAUCAGACGUUGUCAAUUCAUAAAAGCGAGUCGGGGCCGCCACAAGUGAUAAUACACCUUCGUGACAUCGCGAAUAUUGAGCGGAUAGACAUGAAACCAUACUGUCUUCUGCUAGAGUCCAAGGACCGUCGAUAUUUCAUAUCGUUGAAGAACGACGAAGAGCUGUAUGGGUGGCUUGACGACGUUUACUCGAGAAGCCCGUUAAUGGGGGUUAGCAACCCAACGAAUUUUGUUCACAAGGUGCACGUUGGUUUCGACCCUGUGUCCGGAGCAUUCACUGGCAUGCCCGAACAAUGGAGCAAACUUCUGACAAAAUCAGCGAUAACAAGGGAAGAUUACGCAAAGGAUCCCCAAGCUGUGCUUGACGUUUUGGAGUUCUACACGGAUCAUCAGAAACGCGAAUUGGAGGACAUGUCUUUAGGUGCGCCCGCUCGCUUUGGGGCAGGGACUGGAUUUGGCGGCGCUGCCAAACUCUCGAGUGAGAAUGGGAGAUCAGGCGCAAAGCGGCAAGAAACGUCACCACCGGGCCUUGGAGGAGAUAGCGACAACCUUCCCAGUGCCGCAGCGCGAGCAGCCGAAAUAGUCAAGGAGUCGCAUGUCGCCAGUGCUAUUUCGACUGUGCAAGGACCACGAGCCCUUCCCAACCCCACACUUCCGCAAGCUUCUCGUGCAGCUCCUCCUCGACCUCUCAUAUCCGCCACUAGACCUGCACCGCCUGCUCCUCCUUCUGCAAACCUUAAGCCUGACAUAACGCCACUUGCGUCUGACCUACGUGCACGUGCGAAAGCUCAAGGACCACCCACAACAACAGCUGGCGGAAUAAUACCUCAGCGCAGCGAGUCUCUACCGUCGGAGCAGCAGAGGCAGCAAGAAAGGCAAGAACAGCAAUGGCAACAAGAGCAACAGUGGCAAAGAGAAGAAGAGAAACGCCAACAGCAGAUCCAGCAACAGCAAUCUCAGCAGAACAAUUAUCAAGAAUCUUCGCGACCACAACUUCCGCCGUCCAAAUCAUCUCCUGCAACAUCGACGCCCGCCACAAUGCCCGUCGGGGGUGCCGCAGGCGCCACGGCAGGCCCACCGCCAGUCCUGCCCCUCCAGCCAACUAAGAAGGUGCAGAUCCAGGCGCAGGACAAGCCCGUGAAGCCCAGUGCGCCGGCCGCUGGUGGUGGUGUCGCUGCCGCUGCCGCUGCGCUUGAGAAGCCCAAGGAGAAGGAAAAACGGAUCAGCACAAUGACGGAGGUUCAAAUUAUGGAGAAGCUGAGGCAGGUGGUGUCGGACGACGAUCCCAAGUUGCUUUAUAGCAAGAUCAAGAAGGUUGGGCAGGGUGCCUCUGGACACGUGUACGUCGCCAAAACACUCGCGACAGGGAAGAAGGUGGCGAUCAAGGAGAUGGACCUGUCACACCAGCCGCGAAAGGAGCUAAUUGUGAACGAAAUCUUGGUGAUGAAGGAGUCGCAACACCCCAACAUCGUCAACUUCCUUGAUUCGUAUCUCGUCAAGAGUACUGAGCUAUGGGUUGUCAUGGAGUACAUGGAGGGUGGCGCGUUGACGGAUAUCAUCGAGAACAACACCUUGGAGGAGGACCAGAUUUCGAGCAUCUGCUUCGAGACGUGCAAGGGUCUUGGUCAUCUGCAUAGUCAGAGCAUCAUCCAUCGUGAUAUCAAGUCCGACAACGUUCUUCUGGAUGCUCAAGGACGGGUCAAGAUCACCGAUUUUGGUUUCUGUGCCAAACUAACAGACCAAAAAUCCAAACGUGCUACCAUGGUCGGGACACCCUACUGGAUGGCACCCGAAGUCGUCAAACAAAAAGAAUACGGUGCAAAGGUCGACAUCUGGUCUCUCGGCAUCAUGGCCAUCGAGAUGAUCGAAAAUGAACCUCCGUACUUAGAUGAGGAGCCGCUCAAGGCAUUGUAUUUAAUUGCUACGAACGGCACGCCGACGUUGAAGAAGCCUGAGGCACUGAGCCGAGAGCUAAAGGGCUUCUUAGCGGUGUGCUUGUGUGUGGAUGUGGCUAGUCGAGCGACGGCGAAUGAGCUGCUCGAGCAUGAGUUCCUAAAGAAGGCCUGUGCGGCGUCCGGCCUCGCACCGCUAUUACGAUUCAAGACGGGCAAGCAGGGUUAA
This is a messenger RNA of Cyclocybe aegerita, 2439 nucleotides long. The record is from the annotation of a GenBank genome assembly. NCBI's taxonomy places the organism in Eukaryota, Fungi, Basidiomycota, Agaricomycetes, Agaricales, Hemipholiotaceae.